Saimiri boliviensis boliviensis (Bolivian squirrel monkey) is the source of this 3003-nucleotide messenger RNA. The record is from RefSeq and is a predicted model, not a curated record. NCBI's taxonomy places the organism in Eukaryota, Metazoa, Chordata, Mammalia, Primates, Cebidae.
CGUGCGCACGCCCGCGCGCCUCCAGCCGCGGAGUCUCCAGCGCCCCUCAGCAGAUCCCCGCUCUCCCAGGCGCCGCUACUCACACAGGCUUCCAGCCGCCACGGGGCGUCCUCUGUCUGCUGCAGCGGCGGCGGCGGCGGCGGAGGGAACGGCGACUGCAGCCCGGCCCCAUCUCCCAGCUCCGUGCCCGGGACAGAGUCCGGGAGAAGCAAAGAAGGAGGACGCCGAGGCUAGGAGGAGCCGCGCCGCGCCCGGCGCCCCACUCCGCUCGGCGGGCUGCCUCCGCUCCCCAUACGGCGCCCCCAGGAACUAACAAUUUGCAAAACCAGAAGCCAAAGCAAAACUGAAUUGUACAAAUGAUAUCACAAAGGGAUGAGGCAGAUAUAUUUAAGUGAGCCAGUUUUAAAGAAGCGAAGCCUCUGGUAUGUCAGAACCACACUGUCUUCCAUGGGACUUUCUUUGUGAACAGCAUCCAUUUAAAAGACUUUUAUGAACACAUCGUUUCAAUCAAGUCCCCAAAGAAUACACUUAUCUUCUGAGCUGCUAGCAGUUUUAAGAACCUGAUGACCUCCGAGGGGACCCUGCACUCAGCCGUCAAAGUGCUCCUGCCCACCUGGAUGCUCAUAAUUCAAUGGUAGAUGCAGGUGGAGUUGAGAACAUCACACAGCUUCCCCAGGAGCUUCCUCAGAUGAUGGCUGCAGCAGCUGAUGGUUUGGGGAGUAUAGCGAUAGACACGACCCAGCUCAACAUGUCCGUGACAGAUCCGACAGCCUGGGCUACAGCCAUGAAUAACCUGGGCAUGGUUCCCGUGGGGUUGCCUGGACAGCAGCUCGUGUCUGACUCAAUCUGUGUCCCAGGCUUUGAUCCAAGCCUCAACAUGAUGACUGGAAUCACCCCCAUUAACCCAAUGAUACCAGGCCUUGGACUGGUACCUCCCCCACCACCAACAGAAGUGGCUGUUGUCAAAGAAAUAAUCCACUGCAAAAGCUGUACUCUUUUUCCUCAGAAUCCAAAUCUUCCACCUCCUUCCACAAGAGAACGACCUCCUGGGUGUAAGACUGUAUUUGUCGGAGGAUUACCAGAAAAUGCUACUGAAGAAAUUAUUCAAGAAGUCUUUGAACAGUGCGGUGAUAUUACAGCGAUUCGGAAAAGCAAGAAGAAUUUUUGUCACAUUCGCUUUGCAGAGGAAUUCAUGGUUGAUAAAGCCAUUUACCUUUCUGGUUACAGGAUGCGAUUAGGGUCUAGCACCGACAAAAAGGAUUCAGGCCGCCUUCAUGUGGACUUUGCCCAGGCCAGAGAUGACUUCUAUGAGUGGGAAUGCAAGCAGAGGAUGCGUGCCCGGGAGGAGCGGCACCGGCGCAAGCUGGAGGAGGACCGGCUCCGGCCCCCGUCCCCGCCCGCCAUAAUGCACUACUCGGAGCACGAAGCCGCUCUGCUGGCCGAAAAGCUGAAAGAUGAUAGCAAGUUUUCAGAGGCUAUCACAGUGUUACUUUCCUGGAUUGAACGAGGGGAAGUGAAUCGGCGCUCUGCAAACCAGUUCUAUUCCAUGGUACAGUCAGCCAACAGCCACGUCCGCCGGCUCAUGAAUGAAAAAGCCACCCAUGAGCAAGAGAUGGAGGAAGCCAAGGAGAAUUUUAAAAAUGCCUUAACUGGGAUUCUCACUCAAUUUGAGCAGAUUGUGGCCGUUUUCAACGCUUCUACCAGACAAAAAGCUUGGGACCAUUUCUCGAAAGCCCAGCGCAAGAACAUAGACAUUUGGCGAAAGCAUUCUGAGGAGCUCCGAAAUGCUCAAAGUGAGCAGCUCAUGGGCAUCCGCCGCGAAGAAGAAAUGGAAAUGUCUGAUGAUGAGAAUUGUGACAGCCCUACAAAAAAAAUGAGAGUCGAUGAAUCAGCCCUGGCCGCUCAGGCCUACGCUCUGAAAGAGGAGAAUGACAGUCUCCGCUGGCAGCUGGAUGCCUACAGGAAUGAGGUGGAACUGCUGAAACAAGAGAAAGAACAGCUUUUCCGAACAGAAGAAAACCUCACCAAGGACCAGCAACUGCAGUUCCUGCAGCAAACCAUGCAAGGCAUGCAGCAGCAAUUGCUAACCAUCCAGGAGGAAUUAAACAACAAAAAGUCAGAAUUGGAACAAGCAAAGGAAGAGCAGUCACAUACACAAGCGUUACUAAAAGUCCUCCAGGAACAAUUAAAAGGUACCAAGGAAUUGGUCGAGACCAAUGGCCACAGCCAUGAGGAUUCAAAUGAAAUCAAUGUGUUGACAGUUGCAUUGGCCAACCAAGACCGAGAGAACAAUAUUGAGAAAAGAAGCCAAGGCUUAAAAUCAGAGAAAGAAGCUCUGCUAAUAGGUAUCAUAUCAACGUUUCUUCAUGUCCAUCCUUUCGGAGCCAAUAUAGAAUAUCUUUGGUCAUACAUGCAGCAACUGGACUCCAAGAUAUCUGCAAAUGAAAUAGAAAUGCUUUUGAUGAGGCUGCCACGCAUGUUCAAACAGGAAUUCACAGGCGUGGGAGCCACGCUGGAAAAAAGAUGGAAAUUGUGUGCCUUUGAAGGAAUUAAAACUACCUAACUGUGAAGAAAAAAACAUGUCUGGAAAUGAAACCAUGUGAACCUGGCCAGGCUGUGCAACGGGGGAGCAGGAGGUGUGGGAUUGGUCCAGCACGCAACCUUUGUGGAAACAUCGAAGCUUGCCUUUAGUUAUAUCUGUGGCGUUCUCUUGUGAGUGGAAAUGUAAUUGUGUACCAGUUCCUUAAAAUAAACAAAGCUUCAUACUGUGACAGAUCUGUUUCCUAUGAAAACCAAACAAUGAUUCCACAGUCAUAAUGAUGGCAAAAUUUUAAAAUAUGCUACAUUUGAGAAUAGCUCACCAAGCAAAAUAUUUAAAGUUAAUGAUGGUGUAGCGAUGAUUGUUGCUAGGCUACAGAGUUGUAUAUGUAAUGUAUAGCUGAAAUCAUUAAAUGACAUUUUCCUGAAAGUCUUUCUGUUUUAGUAAAAAAAAAAAAAAAAAAA